AUGAGCUUACCUUCCUCAUCAGACAAGUCCAAUGACCGGAUGGUGUUACCUUCAUUGACAGCAGAUACCCAAAUAAUUGCAUCCGAGCUUCCUGAUUCUUUAAAUGAUACCCCAAUUGGUUCCGAAGAAUCCGAACCAAUCCAUAUUCAGAACAUCCACGACGAUACCCUUCAGGUGCGAAGAAGAGAGAGAUAUGUGCAUGCCAACCACGAGAAUACCCACAACGUCACCAUCAACAGCCCAAAUAUUACAGGGACCCCGUUUGUGAGACAGGUACAAACUCCAAACUCAAAUCUGGCCAUUAAGAUCAACAACGGCCAGGAAUCUCAAACACCGCUGUUUGCGAAAAUCAAGAAUCCGUUCGAGGACACACCCACUUCGGAGAUUCCCACUAAGAAGUCUAUUCUGGAAUUUGGUAUUGCAAAUGAGGAUACUCCAAGUGUUUCUGCAGAAUCAAGGAGCAAAAGAGCUUUGGAAACGUUCAAGAGACUUGGGGAAAACGAUGGCGAUAUCGAUAUGGAGCUGGAAUUGGAGGACGGCAUCAUGCUGGGUGCGAACGGAGGAGAUGACACCUUCAACCAGAUGAACAGCAACAAGGGAGAUAUCACAACUGCUACCAUAGAUGAAGGCGAUUACGAUGAUGAGGUGAAUAGAGCUCUGAGAAACGUGGAUAUCUCUACUAAUGAACCUAUCAUGAUCGAUAAUUCAGAGGCAACGAUAAUACACGAUAGGCAGCCGGAUGAUCACAAGUUCUCAAGUGGUCUUCAUCUUCAGUACGAAAACUCACAAGUGUCGAACGACGGGAUCCAAGUUCCGGCAUCAAUUGAGAAAGUCGCCCGAAGCAGGUCUCAGGGCGUUUCUCAGAGCUCGAUUGUGAGUUCUGAUGGUGACUCGGACAAUGAACCCAACCAGGAAACCCCUCUUCCAAAGAGGAGGUCACAGACGAUUUUUUCUCUGAGCGUUGAGCACGACAAGUUUCAGGCUUUUUCAACACCCAUCUCGAAGAAUCGCAGUAUCAAUUUGUCCAAGCAUUUUACCCAGGAGCUGAGCGAAUUGGAAGAGAAUGACGAAGCUCGGGAAAGCGGCAAGGUUGGCACGAUAUCAACAUCUGCUGAAACUCAGGUAAUACAUGGCCAGGUGAGCCAAAUGCUCUCCUUGUCCAAUGACAAAGGAGGACUUGUCCAAAAGCCCCUGGACAAAGAAUCAAACCCGUCUUUAGAUACCGGGGACAAACAGGUAUGGAACUCAUCAGGCGAAGUGGUGAGAGAUAACCUAGCAGAAGUUGAUACCACAAUCCUGUAUGACAAGUAUAUUUGGGCAAGGAUUGAAAGGCACAAAGUUCCUGCCAAAAUUAGCCAACUGUUUCCCAACGAUACUGUUGAUGUGUUAUAUGGCGAAGACAGUGUUGCUCGGAUAAAGAAGUCCCAAAUACUGGCUCCUAUGGAGAUUCAUAUUGGUGAUCAGGUCAGAAUAAAGGAUGAAGCUGGCUAUUUCAAAGUGACUGGCUUACGAUGCAAACGCCCGGAUAUGUCUGAGGAGAUUGUCAGGUCAAUCCGUGGUUUUGACACAGUUUACUUAGUAGGAAAGACUCGUCCAGAAGAAUUUUCGAGGGACCUAUCGUCGAUAUAUUGCACCAGGUUUCCGAACAGAUCCAUAUUCAAAAAGUUCAAUGAUGAGGAGGCUUUCGAGAAGUUUAUACAGGGUUUAAAGUUUGAGACCGACGCAACCGAAAUAACACCAUCUGGGAUAUUUCAGGGCUAUUGCUUCUGUUUUACACGCAGUGGUGUUGACAAUGAAGAGGAUUUCAAGCGGAGAACGCAAUUCAUUUUGGAUUCUGGAGGUGUUAUUCUAGAGAAUGGAUUCACCGAACUUUUAGAACCCUCCAGUGAUUUAUCUUUCACCAGACACGUUUCACUCAAAAGCUUCAGACUACCACUGACUCUAUCCAACAAACCAUGUCGAACAGAGAAAUACUUGCAGGCAUUAGCAUUGGGUUGGCCCUUGCUGUCGGAAAAGUUCAUUGACGACUGCAUAUCCAACAAAGAAAACGCAAAGUCGUGGUUCCGGUACCUUUUGGCAGCGGGUGAAUCGCAGUGGCAUCAAUCCACAAUGAGUUUAAACAUCUUUGAGUUUUACGAAAAGUACCGUCUCGGAAUGUCGCUUUGGGACCAGGUGAACAACAACUCCAACAUUUUGGCCCAUUAUCAAGUUCUGAUAAUCAACAAGUCGAUAAAUGUCAAGAGGGAGACUUUGUUGUUCAUACUAACUGCUCUAGGAGUGAAAACGAUACACUUUGUCGCCAGCUACCAGAAUGCGCUGAAGAAAGCUAAAGAUUUUGAAAUGGACGGCUCGAUAACGGCUGUAUACUCUGAAGACGCAAUUGAAGAAGUUGUCAAGCAGCUCAGUUCCAAAGGAGCCAAAAACACGAGAAAUACUGUGAAGUCGUCGCAGAAGAGCCAAGGAAUCAAGAAGUUUUUUCCGAGUGCAACGCCUGCAAAGAGAAGAAUCACUCCAGCAACAGAUCUGAAAGGACUGAACAUAAGGUAUAUCAACUGGGAAUGGAUCGUUCAAUGUGUGAUUUGCUCGCAUUCGGGAGAGAUCCCACUGAUAUGA
Kuraishia capsulata CBS 1993 is the source of this 2613-nucleotide messenger RNA. RefSeq lists its product as uncharacterized. Gene Ontology annotation, biological process: DNA damage checkpoint signaling; positive regulation of transcription by RNA polymerase II. Gene Ontology annotation, cellular component: nucleus. NCBI's taxonomy places the organism in Eukaryota, Fungi, Ascomycota, Pichiomycetes, Pichiales, Pichiaceae. The coding region runs from base 1 to 2613 and encodes 870 amino acids. Gene Ontology annotation, molecular function: histone binding. The record is from RefSeq and is a predicted model, not a curated record. The transcript has 2 exons.